Messenger RNA from Phanerochaete carnosa HHB-10118-sp, 627 nucleotides. RefSeq lists its product as uncharacterized. The coding region runs from base 81 to 599 and encodes 172 amino acids. The transcript is spliced from 2 exons. Lineage: Eukaryota; Fungi; Basidiomycota; Agaricomycetes; Polyporales; Phanerochaetaceae. The record is from RefSeq and is a predicted model, not a curated record.
CUUGGCUUCGGGGUCGGCCCUGUGCAGCGGUGUAUAAGAGGUCUCGUACCGGAGCAGUCACUGCAGUCCAAGUCGCUUCGAUGUCUCUCACCGUCAGCUCCGAGUCCCAUAGCUACACCGCCCAGAGGGUAAUCCUCACCUCCUCGAAGCCCUUUGACAAGGUCAUCGCGGCCCUCGACGAGGAGACGAACAGGGCCGGGCCUCACGUGGGGGAGGUCCUGGGCAGCGCCAAGAGCAAGGAGGAGAUCGAGCAGGGCAUGAGCGCGCUCACUGACUCUGGCAAGAGGACAUUUGUGUUCUUCUCCGCGCAGUUCCACUCCAAGUGGAUCGGCAACUACUACGGACAGACGUUCGACGACUUUGUGCUCUACACGUUCGGAAACCCUCUCUACGCGAAGGAGAUGAUGACGCGCGACUCCACGACCGGCUUCGGCAUCCCACCGCGCGUGCUCGUGCAGGCCACGAAAGAAGGGGGGACCAGGAUCCAGUACGACCGGCCGAGCUCGUGGUUCACGCUGAAUCCGAGUCCGGAGCUGAACGCGGCGCUGGAGAGUCUGAGUGCGAACAUCGAGGCGCUGCUCAGGAAGGCUCUCGCGUAGAGGCUUGCAAGAUGUAGGACUCGUACUC